Oncorhynchus tshawytscha (Chinook salmon) is the source of this 2136-nucleotide messenger RNA. Its product is annotated as dynactin subunit 4. Bases 33 to 1439 code for a protein of 468 amino acids. The transcript is spliced from 16 exons. NCBI's taxonomy places the organism in Eukaryota, Metazoa, Chordata, Actinopteri, Salmoniformes, Salmonidae. The record is from RefSeq and is a predicted model, not a curated record. Gene Ontology annotation, cellular component: dynactin complex.
CCCAGUUGAUUUGAACGCGGCAUCAGUUAGAGAUGGCGUCCCUUUUGCAGCCUGACAGGGUUCUCUACCUAGUUCACGGAGAGAAAAAGAUCCGAUCGCCGUUGUCGACACUUUAUUUUUGUCGGUAUUGCAGUGAAUUGCGUUCCCUAGAAUGUGUGUCUCACGAGGUGGACUCACAUUACUGUCCGAGCUGCCUGGAGAAUAUGCCUUCAGCAGAGGCAAAGCUGAAGAAGAACAGGUGUGCAAACUGCUUCGACUGCCCGUGCUGCAUGCACACCCUGUCCACCCGGGCAACCAACAUCCCAGCCCCUCUUCCUGACGACCCCAGCAAGACGACCAUGAAGAAGGCCUACUACCUGGCCUGUGGCUUCUGUCGCUGGACAUCCAGAGAUGUGGGCAUGGCUGACAAGUCUGUGGCCAGUGGAGGAUGGCAGGAGCCGGACAACCCUCAUACUCAACGGAUCAAUAAACUGAUAGAGUAUUACCAGCAGCUGGCCCAGAGGGAGAAACUGGAGAGGGACAGGAAGAAGCUGGCCAGGAGACGACCCUAUAUGCCACUGGCCUUCUCGCAACACACUAUUCACGUGGUGGAGAAGUAUGGUCUGGGUACCAGACUACAGCGACAGAGACCUGGAGCUCCUAUCACCAGUCUGGCUGGUCUUUCUCUGAAGGAAGGUGAAGACCAGAAGGAGAUUAACAUAGAACCAGCUCAGGCUUUAGAUGAAGUGGAGCCACUGCCUGAAGACUGCUACACCAGACCCAUCAACCUACCUGAGGUGACAUCCUUGCGUCAGCGCCUGCUCCAGCCUGACUUCCAGCCAGCCGGAGCCUCUCAGCUCCACCCCAAACACAAACACCUGUUGAUCAAGCGCUCUCUGCGAUGCAGGAAAUGUGAGCACAAUCUGAGCAAGCCAGAAUUCAACCCAACCUCAAUCAAGUUCAAAAUCCAGCUGGUGGCUGUGAGUUACAUCCCUGAGGUCAGAAUAAUGUCCAUUCCAAACCUGCGCUUCCAGAAGGAGUGCCAGGUGCUGCUCACCCUGACCAACCCCGUGGAGAAUAUUACCCACGUCACCCUGGUGGGCUGUGAGGAAGGAGACCCAGAGGACAUCAACAGCACUGCUAAGGUGAUGGUUCCUACCAAGGAGUUGGUCCUGGCAGGGAAGGAUGCUGCAGCAGAUUACGACGAGUUGGCCGAGCCACAGGACUUCCAGGACGACCCAGAUGUGGUGGCCUUCAGGAAAUCCAAUAAGAUCGGUUUCUUCAUCAAGGUGGUCCCUCAGCGCGAGGAGGACGGGGAUGUCACAGUGUCCUUUAAGAUCCGCCACGACUUCCGCAACUUGGCGGCUCCCAUAAGGCCGAGUGAGGAGGGCGACGCCCCCACCGAGGCCAUCUGGCUCACACACCACGUAGAGCUCAGCCUGGGGCCGAUCAUAGCGUGAAGAGCUUACACACACACACACACACACACACACCGAAUACACAUCUUUUACACAAACACACACACACACACACACACUGUACAUGCAUUGGAUCACAUAUCUCUCUCUCUCUCACACACACUCACACACUUCUCUGUACCCCCAAGCAGUUCCAGAGACCCUUUCCUGCUUCACGCUUCAAUUUAAGCAUUAUCUUCAUCAUCCUCCUCUAAGGAUGAAGAGUAUUUACCUGCAUGCUAUGCCAGGCUACAUCUACCUACUAAUAAAUGUCUCUUAGAUGAUGUCAUUACUGUUUCUCCUCUCUGGGUUGAAGGUAGGAUGAGACUGUCAUUCUCCUCUCUGGGUUGAAGGUAGGAUGAGACUGUCAUUACUGUUUCUCCUCUCUGGGUUGAAGGUAGGGUGAGACUAAGGAGUUGGGAGUUAUUUUUGCUGUUGUCUUCAGUACUAAAGUCCAGUCAGUUGUUCUAUUAGCAGUAUUGAAGUAGUGAGACCUGUAAACGUGUCAGUUUGUCUGAGGCACUCUGCAGUGGUAAGAUAUUAGAUAUUACUUUUAACACUAUCGGUCAAUCAUACAUUUGAAUUACAUGUGAAGUUUAUAUUGAUUGGAGGGUUUCUACUGAAGAUGUGACCAACAGGGAGGGGCUGGUAGCAACCUUUCACUGGCGUUGUUUUGAUUGGUCAGGAAAUAAUUCCCCCC